This is a messenger RNA of Erpetoichthys calabaricus (reedfish), 1333 nucleotides long. RefSeq names its product lysophosphatidic acid receptor 6-like. The transcript is spliced from 2 exons. Gene Ontology annotation, cellular component: membrane. NCBI's taxonomy places the organism in Eukaryota, Metazoa, Chordata, Cladistia, Polypteriformes, Polypteridae. The coding region runs from base 221 to 1261 and encodes 346 amino acids. Gene Ontology annotation, biological process: G protein-coupled receptor signaling pathway. Gene Ontology annotation, molecular function: G protein-coupled receptor activity; oxysterol binding. The record is from RefSeq and is a predicted model, not a curated record.
UCAUUAAUAAAUUAUUUCAACACAUGUGAUAAAAACCAAGGCAACUAAAAUAUCCAUCACAAUCGAGUCACCAGCACAUCACCAGUUUCUCUUCCUGCUUCAUGUGAUAAAAGCAACUCACCAUCCUUGUAAACUAUAACAGCUUCUGACAAGGCAUCCAGACGAAGAGGCCCCAGUGCUUGGUCUGCAAAGGAAAAGGAACGCGAUUAGUGAAAUCCCCAUGGACUUAACAACAUGGACGGCUAACACUUUCCCAUUGGACUUGCAGGAGUCAAACGCCAAUACGCAGGCCAACUCAUCCAUGAACUCCAGUCUUCAGUGCACUGAAAUGGCCCAAUUUCAGCACCACCUUCUCCCCAUUGUCUACAGCAUUGUCUUUGUCUUCAGUUUAAUUGAAAACAUGACUGCACUCUACAUUUUAAAUAAGCAGUGGAAAAGAUCCCCCCAUUUCACUGCCUUUACGCUGAGUAUCAUAAUUAUUGACAUUCUUUUUGCCUUCUCUCUACCGUUCAUGAUUUCAUAUCAUCACAGAGGGAAUGACUGGAUGUUUGGGGAUUUUCUGUGCAAGGUGGCAGGUUGCCUUUUUUUCUGCAAUAUGUACAGCUGCACAAUAUUCUUGUUUUGUAUUUGCAUUGACCGAUACAUUGCAGUUAUGCAUCCUAUCAAGUACCUGCAACUUCAAAAUUCUUUUUAUCGCACAUUCACUUCUUUUACCAUAUGGAUGGUUAUUGUUCUGGCUGCAGUCACAUUUAUUUUACUGGGUUCCAAAACCCGUAAGUUUUCAAAUGGCAAACUUGCUUGUAUGGAAAACUUUUCACAUGAUUUCUGGACUAAGCGACUGGCUGCAUUUAGUACUAUGUCAACAGUUCUGGGGUUCGUCACACCAUUCCUCACCAUUCUUGUCUGCUACUCCAUCAUUGCCAGGCGCAUUAUUGACAUGACCCAGAAAAAGAAAGGCAGUCAGUACUUGAAGAAAAAAUCCCUUUGUACCAUAGCAGGGGUUGUGAUGGUGUUGACGAUCUGUUUCCUUCCCUUCCAUGUUGUUCAGAUUGUGCACAUUUUAUUACGCACCAAUGUACUGCCUUACCCAGGAUUGUUAAAUUUUACAUGUGUUGCUAAACCUGUUGCAACUGUGAUGGCCAGCCUCAACUGCUGCCUGGAUCCUUUUGUGUAUUAUUUUAGCAUUGACAAUUUUGACUUCCUUCCAGCAUGUUUUGCCAGAAGACCCCAAAGAAUUAUUCAGAAAGAAUCGUGUAGUUGAAGCACAUAAACAAGUGAAGGGAAUUGCUGUACACGCCACAACUUUGCCAUUUUAAAUGUCUCUGAAUCUGCA